UCUCGAGCCUGAUAAUGGAAGACAGCGUCAACUACGAAAUCCGAAACUCUCGUUCCAAAUCGCCCGACGUAUUUGCCGAAACGUUCGACAAUCGGUUCAAUUCCACCAACCAUGUCCGUGCUGCGAUUCGCAAUUCCGGCACUGUUUCAAACAGUGUUGAUCCCCCAACUACCGUAUCCGGUGGAAAAUCCGAUUCUAGGGUUACAUACGGAACAGGGCCGAGUGUCUCAAGGUAUAAAUUGAUGUCUCCGGCGAAACUUCCGAUCUCGAGGUCGCCGUGCCUGACGAUCCCUCCCGGUUUGAGUCCGUCUUCCUUGCUCGAGUCUCCGGUGCUGCUUUCCAACAUGAAAGUUAGUUUUUUGCUUCAAAAACUGUGGACGUUUUCGUUUACUCUGUAGUAAUUUUCCUGGAUUGCGCGACUGGAAUCAAUUCUUGAUUUUGGAGUGAGUUUUACUGUUAUGUUGAGAAUUGCGUGAGCGGGUGUUUAUUAAGGGUCUUUGUGGAAUUGAAUGUGGUAUUUUUAGAACUAAAGUUAUGCGAAUCUUUGUUGUAGAAUGUCAUAUUGUUUUUCUCCACAUAAAAUUUGGGUAAAUUAUUUGAAUUAAAAUUGUGAAGAAUUGUUUGAAAAGAAGUUGAUAGAUUUAUGCUGAGGUAAUUGAUUAGAUUCUGAUGCUCGCUUUAUGCCAUUCUGUUUCAGAGCUUUUAUGCCGGUAGUGUAAGUUUCGACAUUUUUAAAUAUCUUUGUUUGUUAUUGACCAAUGCUGCGAAUAGAUGCUCCUAUCUAGUUACCCUUUUUAGGCUCUUCUGAUCCAGUACUGUUAUGCAGUGUAAAAGAGACUAUGUUUUAUUUGUGUACAAGUAUUCUGAUUGAAACAGUGAGAUACAUGUGUUUCAUCUUCUGGGAGCAGGAUUAGCCUUAGAUGGAGAAAACAGCUGAUGUGGAGCCUUCCCCAACAACUGGUUCCUUACCAAAGAAUCAAAUAGUGCUGGAUCCUGUUGGUUCUGCAUCAUUUUCAACUACUGCAGAUGGUUCCACUGGCAAUGAGAUAAACGUUGGUAACUUUGAGUUCAGGCCCCACAAUAGAUCAAGCUUGGGUUCAGGCUUAUCUUCAUUAGGUCAUUUGGCUUCUGCUUCAAACCUUCAGCAUCAUGAGUCACGAGUUGAAGUCCAAGAUCGAGGCCAAACUCAGUCAUUUGCAACAUCAUCUUAUGUUAAAAGUGAUAAGGCGGCAGAUCCAUCUGUUACUGCUCCCAAUCCACAGGCAUCCAUGGUUGCUUCAAGUGCCAGUCUACCUAUCAAAAUUGAUUAUGGAAAACUGCAGCAGAGCCAGGGUUUUGAUAUUGGGGUCCAAGCAGCACUUUCUGAACAGAAAGAGUCAAAUCCUUCAUUCACUGCAGAAAAAUCAUCAGAAGAUGGAUAUAAUUGGCGGAAGUAUGGGCAGAAACAUGUUAAAGGAAGUGAAUUCCCCCGAAGCUAUUACAAAUGUACACACCCUAAUUGCCAAGUGAAGAAGCAAUUAGAACGCUCUCAUGAUGGAAAGGUCACAGAGAUUAUUUACAAAGGUAGGCAUGAUCAUCCUAAACCUCAAGCUAGACGUCGAUUUGCAGUUGGGGCUGCUCUGUCCAUCCAUGAAGAGACCCAGGACAAGUUUUCUUAUUUAACAAACAUAGAACACAAGACAUCCCAUGCACAUGGCCAGACAUCUUAUCAUGGUGAGCUAGAUAGUGUGCCAGAGGUUCCUCCAUUCACAGCAAGUGAUGAUGAGCAGGAAGCUGAUGAGGAUGAUGUUGAUGAUCCUGAUUCAAAGCGAAGGAGGCUAGAAUGUGGUGGUUUAGAUGUAAUUCCAUUGCAUAAGCCAACUCGAGAACCACGAGUGGUUGUUCAAACUGUGAGUGAAGUUGAUAUACUAGAUGAUGGAUAUCGUUGGCGCAAAUAUGGGCAGAAAGUGGUGAAAGGCAAUCCUAAUCCAAGGAGCUACUACAAGUGCACAAACGCCGGAUGCCCAGUCAGGAAACAUGUGGAAAGAGCAUCCCAUGAUCCAAAAGCAGUCAUAACCACUUAUGAGGGAAAACAUAACCAUGACGUACCUGCUGCAAGGAGUAAUACUCAUGACACAGUAGGAUCAAGCAUUUACUCGACAUCAAUGGAUGCCAUUUUAAGGACUAAACUAGAAGAAACUGACACAAUAAGCCUUGAUCUUGGGGUUGGCAUUAGCUUGAGUCCUGACAAUGGAUCAAAUGAGAGGCCACAAACAAUGGAGGCAGACCCUGAUCGAACCCAAAUCCAUAUUGUGGGUUCUGACUGUAGUAAACUAAUUCAAGCAACCUCAUCUUCGGCAUACUACAGCAUUUCAAAUGAUUCCGUUGAUCAGCGUGAGAUUAGAGAAAACCAAGGUGGAAACUUUACCUUUGAGGCUCCACCUCUAAACCGGUCCUCUAAUCCAUACCCCCAAAGCAUGGGGAGCUUACUAAUGGGUCCCUAAAAUAGUCUCAUGGGUCCAACCUGAGUCUUCCAUGCAAAGUGCAAGUACAUCAAGUUGAAGAUCCCAAUGGUUUCACAUAGAGCGCUUUGCUGACAAUUGCAUCACUGUCUUGUUAACCGCAGCCUCCCAGCAACAGUUUGCUUACUUGUCCAACUGUUGUACAUGCAUUAACCCUUGUAGUCUGAAAUUGUUUGUACAUAUGUGAAAUUCGGUCAGGAGUCAUGGAACUUUUCGUGGACAACUAUAAAAGUGUAAUUUCCAAAGUCUUUUUCCGAUUA
Vitis vinifera (wine grape) is the source of this 2761-nucleotide messenger RNA. RefSeq names its product probable WRKY transcription factor 20 (gene WRKY20). The record is from RefSeq and is a predicted model, not a curated record. The coding region runs from base 921 to 2483 and encodes 520 amino acids. Gene Ontology annotation, molecular function: DNA-binding transcription factor activity; sequence-specific DNA binding. The transcript has 6 exons. Lineage: Eukaryota; Viridiplantae; Streptophyta; Magnoliopsida; Vitales; Vitaceae. Gene Ontology annotation, biological process: regulation of DNA-templated transcription.